AAGGGCUCACUGAGCACAGUAAGGCUGUGUUCGGAAACAUCACCCGAGUGCCAUGUAUCAUUUUAUCCUUGUUGUUCACCGAAUGUUAAACAAGGAUAAGAUGAUACACGAGGGCACUCUGGUGAUGUUUCCGAGAGCAGCCUGAGCGAUUGUAAUUGCGUACUGAAUGCACGCAAUAGCUUGUAUGGAACGUGUUCGGUUAGGUUAGUCAUUAAGUGGAAUUAAUAAUUACUUUAUGUAAUUGUAAAAAUAAGAUCGUAUGAUCUUGCCUUACAUGUGAAAUAUGAAAAUAAGGGAUCCUUAUAAAAAGUAUAUGGAGAAUGGAAUUCCUAAAUCAACUUAUUUCUCACGUCUUAAAAAAGGUAGACAAUUACUUGUUGAUGAAGUUCAAAACGCAAAUGAAAUACAAUCUGGAAGUAGUUAUCAAGGUUCUAGUAAUAUGGAUGUUAUCGGUGAUGAAAUUAUUAGUGAACAACAUAAUUGUGGGAUCAAUUAAGGGCUUUUAGAUAAUAAGUAUAAUAUGUAUAUUUCGUUGAGUGUCUACAGAACGCUCUCUUGACUCGUAGGAUCGUUUCUCUCUGACCGCUCCAAAUCUUCUGCCUUUGGCUUGUUCUGCCUACUCGCCUUUACCCCUUUUACCUGAUACAUACGUGCAUCCAUUCGCAGAUGUUACAUUUACGCGCUUUGAAUACAAUUGAUUGUGUGUUUUAUGACGCUACCAUAAAACAACACAUGUUUCGAACAAUGGCAAUCCUUUUCGUCAAACGACGCUUUUCUUCUACGACACAUGUUCUUUCGCUCUCUCUCUCUCUCUCUCUCUCUCUCUCUCUCUCUCUCUCUCUCUCUCUCUCUCUCUCUCUCUCUCUCUCACUCUCAUACUCUCAUUCUCACUCUUUUUCCUUAGCUAACAUUUUAACAUCCUACAUAAUGUUUAUGAAACAGGUCAGAGUGCAAUGAGCGAAUGUGCUGAAGAUAAUGUAAGAAGUAUAUUCUUAUUUUUAAUAUAUGUUAACAUUUAUUAGUAUUUAGGAAAACAUGCUCUAAUUAAAUGCUUAAGCGAUUUCAAAUAAGACUUAAACUUAAAUUAAAAAAUAUUUUGUUCUUUUUGGGAUCAAAUUUAGAAAUGCUUACAUCAUGCAUCAUUUAUUCAAAAAAAAAAAAAAAAAUCAUUCACAGGAUAAUACUGGUUCAGACAGAGAGGAAAAUAAUGAAAAUCUAACAGUGGAAAAUAAUCAGUCAGAAAACAAUAAAGAAAAUGAAAAUCCUCCAGAACACGACAACAACGAAUAUGGUUUUGAUGAUGAAAUACCAUAUGAUAACCAUCAAGAACGAGGUGCUCCACUAUACGAAUCUUGCAGCUUAACAUUAGAAGAAAGUGAAUUGCUCAUUAUGAGUUUUAUAAUUCGUCACAACAUCACUGAUGUCGGAUUAGAAGAUCUUUUAUCUCUCAUUAACUGUCAUCUUCCUACGAUAGUGCACAAAUCGAAAUAUCUCUUUUUAAACAAAUUUCCAAAAACUGCUAACAUUGUAACACAUUUCUACUGCAUUAAUUGUUUCACUUUAUUCGAUUUUGUUGGGAAAAACAUAAAUACAAAAUGUCCCGAUUGCCGUAAAAAGUACAACCAGAAAGUAUUGCAACACGAUGGAAAUUUUUUUAUACAACUUCCACUUAAAGAACAAUUAAGUAAUGUAGUUAGUAGUUAUUAUAAUAAGUUUCAGAGAACGAAUGACACUAAUUACAUAUCAGAUAUUUGUAGUGGAAGUGUGUACAAAUCAUUACAGCGUAAAAAUAAAAUUUCCGAUCUCGAUAUCACACUUCAAUGGAAUACAGAUGGGGUACAAGUGUUUAAAUCUUCUAAAGUAUCUAUGUGGCCUAUUCAAGUUGCAAUUAAUGAGUUACCGUACCAUGACAGAUGAAACUCUAUUAUUUUAUGUAGAUUAUGGUACGGAACGGUGAAACCAAACAUGCAGUUGUUCCUAAAGCCAUUUGUAAACGAUUUAAAAGAUUUACACUAUAACGGUAUUACUUUUACUCCAUCUAGACAAAUAGAUGGUAUAACAAUAAAAGUGCACACUCUUCUUUCCCCAAUCGAUUCUGUUGCUAGACCAGUCGUUCAGUAUAUUUCCCAAUAUAAUGGGAAAUUUGGAUGUAGCUUGUGUUUUAAUAAAGGAGAGAGAAUGCGAGUUGGGAAAGGCCAUGCACGUGUCUUUUGCGGCGGAAUAGGAAUUAAGAGAUCGAAAAAAAAACAUGAAAAACAUGUAGAAAAAGCAAUUACUGAAAAACGGCGAGUGUUUGGAGUUAAAGGUUUUUCACUAACAAUGUUUAUACCUUUGUUCAAUAUUAUAUAUUCCUUUCCGCCCGAAUAUAUACACUGUGUAUUGCUAGGUGUUUGCAAAACAUUUGCCACUAUGUGGUUUGAUUCAAAGAAUUUUCAGAAACCGUGGUACAUAGGAACAAGAGUUAAUUUGUAUGAUCAAAAAUUGAAGAAAAUUAUGCCUUGUCACGAAAUUUCUAGAACUACUGACUCUAUUGAAAACUUCGGAUUGUGGAAAGCAUCUCAGUGGAAACACCACUUACUUUAUUACUCGCUUGUAUGUUUGAAAGAUAUAUUAUCUUUACGUUAUUACAAACACUGGCUGCUUUUAGUUUUUAGUAUUUAUACUAUCCUAAAGGACAGAUUUAGUAUUCAGGAAUUCAGGUCUGCUAAACGAGCUUUGCAACAAUUUAUUGAAGAUACUGAAACUCUAUACGGAAAGGAGUAUAUGAAAUACAACAUUCAUCUUCUCCUUUAUAUCCCAGAUAGUGUAAAACAGUUUGGUGCUUUAUGGGCUUGGUCGGCGUUUCCGUUUGAGCAUUACAAUGGUAUUUUAACUACAAUGUUUCACAAUUCUCAGAGCGUUCCUCAACAAAUUUGUAAAUCUUAUUUAAGGUUGCAAAACAUUAAGAACAGUACUAUUUUUCUUCAACAAAAUUGCAGUGUAUCAAGAAAAUCACUGUUUAAUAAAAUGUUUGGGGACUCAAAUAUUGAUAAGUAUCUUCAUUUUGGGCUUUUAAAAAUUUGUGGAUGUGCUCAACAAGUGGAAUUAUCUGUUAUAGAGUAACAUUUAAUAACAGAAGUUUUAGGAGAAGAAAUUAUGACUAAUGCGUGCAGCUACGAUCGUUUCAUUUAUAAAAACAUAUUGUAUCAUUGCAGUGAUAGACAACUGAAAAGAAGACAUAACAGUACUGUCCAAACUAGAGAUAAGAUAAUUGACAUAUGCAACAUUCUAACUGUUACAACCGCAAACAGUCAAAUUAAACAAUGUGUUAUUAUAGGAAAAGUGUUUGAAGUAUUGAACGAAAUACUUUGUACACAUGGAGCAAUUUCUUCUAAUUCAUUUUCUACAGUAGUCAUGUUAACUGAGAACAAAAUGUGCUGUUUACCAGAGAAUUUAUUACGGAAAUGUAUUCUUAUACUCUAUAUUGAUAACAAGACAUUUGUUAUUAUUCCUAUUGUAAAUCUUGUCGAAACUGAUUGAAAAAGUUAAUAAAAUAAAUAAAAAU
Molecule: messenger RNA, 3544 nt
Organism: Solenopsis invicta (red fire ant)
Lineage: Eukaryota; Metazoa; Arthropoda; Insecta; Hymenoptera; Formicidae
Exons: 4
Coding region: 1135-1917 (260 amino acids)
Source: RefSeq, a predicted model, not a curated record